AUGCUUGCAGAGUUGUAUAAAUGCCGAAGAGAGAAUCUUGUUGUCUUGGCAUUUGACUGCAUGUCACAAACAUGUUCUGUGAGUUCUCAGGGGAAGCUUCAUAUGAAGCCGACAUUUGGCAACAAGUGGUCACCCUUUGGUCCUUUGAUGUUGGAUCGACCAUUUUCGGGUCUGGAGGGUCGAGGUUUUGGGGGGAGUAUGAGGCGAUUCGCCAUCUCUAUCGGUUUGAUGGCACUGUCGAUGGUUUCCUUUGUUGUGCCUGAUGAUAACGCCGACUUUGAUAAGAGCAAAAGCUAA
This is a messenger RNA of Ilex paraguariensis (yerba mate), 297 nucleotides long. The record is from the annotation of a GenBank genome assembly. NCBI's taxonomy places the organism in Eukaryota, Viridiplantae, Streptophyta, Magnoliopsida, Aquifoliales, Aquifoliaceae.